Messenger RNA from Nezara viridula (southern green stink bug), 2137 nucleotides. NCBI's taxonomy places the organism in Eukaryota, Metazoa, Arthropoda, Insecta, Hemiptera, Pentatomidae. The record is from the annotation of a GenBank genome assembly.
AAUUACUUAUUUUUUAUUGUAGUAUGUUGGCACCACUGCCGCCAGGUUAUAUUGUGAAGUAGGUUUCAUUAGUGUUUUUGUUUUUAUCAUGGGAUUAAGUUUUAUAAUGUUUCUUGCUUGAAAUAUUAAUUCUGAAGAUAUUACAAUUUUUAACGUGAUUGAAUUUAUAAAGUGUUAGCUUCUUGAAAUAAAAAUGGCUUUAAGUAAUCCUUCAGUGCCAGUUUCUGAAAUCUUGAAGAGUAGUGCUGAUUCAGAUGAGCCCAAAAAGAAAUCUAGGGAGGAUUGGCGUAAAGCGAAGGAAUUGGAGGAAGCAAGAAAGGCUGGUACUGCCCCUGCUGCUGUAGAUGAGGAAGGGAAAGAUAUUAAUCCCCACAUUCCACAAUACAUUUCAUCUGCUCCUUGGUACUAUAGUGCUAAAGGCCCUACACUUAAACAUCAGAGAAUACAAGAAGAGAGUGUUAAAAAGUUUUCCGGUAUUGAUGAAUGGUACAAGCGAGGAGUUGACUCUUCAAAAGUGAUAACAAAGUAUAGAAAAGGUGCUUGUGAGAAUUGUGGAGCCAUUACCCAUCAAAAAAAAGAUUGCAUGGAGAGACCACGGAAAAUAGGUGCUAGAUUUACUGGUGCUAAAAUUGCACCUGAUGAAUUUGUUCAACCUGAGCUCUCACGAGAUUAUGAUGGCAAAAGGGACCGAUGGGCAGGAUAUGAUCCAAUACAACAUAAAAUGGUUAUUGAGAGAUAUGCUAGGAUUGAUGAGGCCAAAAGGCAGUUGAGGGCAGAUAAACUUAAUUCUGAACAGUCAGAAGAAGCUGAAGAAGAAGAAACAAAAGAAAGUAUUGCUGAUGAAGGUGGUGAAGAUGAGGAUAAAUAUGUGGAUGAAGUAGACAUGCCAGGGACAAAAGUAGAUUCGAAACAGAGAAUCACUGUGAGAAAUCUCAGAAUCAGAGAAGACACAGCCAAAUAUUUGAGAAACCUUGAUCCCAGUUCUGCCUACUAUGACCCUAAAACAAGGAGUAUGAGGGACAACCCUUACGCUGGAUCUGCAGAUACUGAUGUGGACUAUGCUGGAGAAAAUUUUGUGCGCUUCACCGGAGAUACGUUAGAUCAUGCAAAAGUGCAGUUGUUCGCAUGGGAGGCACAUAACAAGGGUGUUGACGUUCAUCCUCUUGGAGAACCCACCAGGCUGGAAGUACUUAAGAAGGAAUUUGUUGGGAAGAAAGAAGAGUUCAAACAAAAAGGACAAGAAGACCUCAUUAAAAAAUAUGGUGGAGAGGAACAUCUAAAAGCCCCUCCUAAAGAACUUUUAUUGGCUCAGACUGAAUAUUAUGCUGAGUAUACUCGUUAUGGAACUGUUAUUAAGGGACAAGAAAAAGAAGUGGUGAGGUCCAGGUAUGAGGAAGAUGUGCUUAUAAAUAAUCAUACAACUGUAUGGGGAUCAUUUUGGCAUUCAGGAAAAUGGGGAUAUAAGUGCUGUCAUUCUUUUAUUAAGGGGUCUUAUUGCACUGGUGAAGCUGGUAGACUAGCGGCAUCUGCUGGAGAGGUAGCUGUCAAGGGCCCGGCAUUUAUUCCUCCACAUCCGUCUACACCAUCUGCCUCCUCCUCUUCUACGUCUUCCGAUUCUUCAUCGUCGUCGUCAUCAUCAGAGGAUGAAGAAGAGAAAGAAAGGAUGAAGAAGAAACAAGAAAAGAAGAAAGCGAAGAAGAAGAAGCAAAAAGUAAAGAAACUUAAGAACAAAAUCAAAAAUAAGAAACCUGAAGAAAAGACUGAAGAAGAAAAACUUCAGGAAGCCUUGAAAAAGGAGGAAGAAGCUCAGAAAGAAGGCGAAAGACUUUCAAAAAUGGAUGACCGCAAGAGGCCAUACAACAGCAUGUUCGAAGUACAGAAACCUACUGACGUGGAAAUGGAAGCAUAUUAUAUGAAGAAGAAGAGGGAUGAGGAUCCCAUGGCAAACUUCUUAUAAUCAGUUCACUAUGGAUCCUAAAAAUAUUUACUAAUGAGUUCAUAUUAUCAUUCUAAUAAUUUUCAAUGAAAUUUAAUUGCCAAUUAUAUUGGUUACUGUAAUUAAAGUGUUUUAUAUAAAAAUUGUAUAUAGUUCAUACAUGUAAAUAAUAUAUUGUAAUUAAAAUAAAUUUGUAAAUUU